UAAGUUUUUAUUUUAAUCGGUGUUUGAAGGUGAGUUAUUUCUUCGUUUCAUUUUUCUUGCAAAUCAAUUAGUGUUCAACGACUUAUUUGAUACUGAAUAAAUUAUUUAUACAUAUUACUAGUAUGUUCUUAACGUUUUUAAUGAAUUUAAUUUCCUAUCCGUAUACUAUGAAAGAUUUUGAAAAUUUAAUCACGUUUCUUUUGAACUUUUUAGAGUGAGUUGCUUCACUUUUUGAUUAUUGGUUAGUUUGGAGGGUUAUCUUUGAUUAUUUUUUUCCUAUUUGUUUUGUUAUAUUUUUCUUGAGCCGAGUGUCUAUUGAAUAUUUUCACCAGAUCUCUAUAUUGUGAAAUUACACUUGAUAUAUUAUUGUUGUAGUUUUACGCAAGGUAGGUUAGUUAAUUGAUAUAUAUAUAUAUAUAUAUAUCCAAUUUUUAAGGUGUAUACGAAUUUAAAUAUUAUAUUUUUUUUAGCAAUUGAAUUCUUGAUGUUUCACAAUUUUAUUGAAAAUUUGCCUUCUAAAAAUUUGAUUUUUUUUCUUUGUUUUCAGCUCUCUGAUUGUCCAAUCAGCAAACGACGAUUUCUAUUUGGAUUAUAAAUUAAAGUUUUUUCAUAUACAACAAUAUACAUGGUUGAUACAAAUUUUGAAAUUCCAACUUCUUUUGAUCCUGAGGACCAAAUCCCAAGGAGUUUCGAUCCGUUCGCGGAGUCGAAGGACUUAGGUACCCGUGGAACAAAUAAAGAGUAUGUCCAUAUUCGUGUACAACAAAGGAAUGGUAAAAAAAGUUGGACAAUGAUUGAAGGUCUGAAUAAGGAUAUUAAUUGCGAAAAAUUACUUAAAGACCUCAAAAAAGAGUAUUGCUGCAAUGGGACGAUUAUCCAUGACAAGGAACUUGGAAAAGUGAUACAAUUACAGGGCGAUCAACGCAAAAACGUAUCACAAUUCCUUCACAAGGCUGAUAUUGUUAAGAAGGAACAAAUCAAGGUUCAUGGUUUUUAAAAGUUUUAUAGGCAUAAUAUUGUGUUUUUGAGGGAUUUUUUGCUAUUUAAUUGUGUUGGUUGUUGUUUUCUCUUUGAGAUUUUAUAAUGAAACUUUAUUCCAUUAA
Molecule: messenger RNA, 1103 nt
Organism: Solanum lycopersicum (tomato)
Lineage: Eukaryota; Viridiplantae; Streptophyta; Magnoliopsida; Solanales; Solanaceae
Source: RefSeq, a predicted model, not a curated record